Hyla sarda is the source of this 999-nucleotide messenger RNA. It is a transcript of the gene RAB5C, whose product is annotated as RAB5C, member RAS oncogene family. The transcript has 6 exons. Bases 255 to 905 code for a protein of 216 amino acids. Gene Ontology annotation, molecular function: GTPase activity; GTP binding. Lineage: Eukaryota; Metazoa; Chordata; Amphibia; Anura; Hylidae. The record is from RefSeq and is a predicted model, not a curated record.
CAGUUUGCACAACGCGCCAAUCAGAGCGGACGACGGUGGGGUGUACCCGGAAGUGGCACGAGAAAGGCGGAAGUUGGGUUACGGAGGAGAAGGAAGAGGUGGAAAGGCUCUCCCGGCGAGAGAGAAGAGACUGAUAGCAGCGGACGGGGCCGGACGUGCCUUCUGGACGGUCAGCCAUCUGACAGACGCUUUCACCUCCCGUGCCUUCGUCACCACCUCUACUCUUCUGUAACCCUUUUGUGACAUCCCUGGAAAUGGCCGGUCGAGGCGGUAACGCACGACCAAACGGGCCGGCUGCCGGCAAUAAAAUCUGCCAGUUUAAGCUGGUUUUACUAGGGGAGUCUGCGGUUGGGAAGUCUAGUCUUGUCCUUCGUUUUGUCAAGGGCCAAUUUCAUGAAUACCAAGAGAGCACGAUUGGAGCGGCUUUCCUUACACAGACAGUAUGCCUGGAUGACACAACGGUGAAGUUUGAGAUCUGGGACACUGCAGGGCAGGAGAGGUACCACAGCUUGGCCCCGAUGUAUUACAGAGGAGCCCAGGCAGCCAUUGUGGUCUAUGACAUCACCAACACAGAAACAUUCACUAGAGCAAAGAAUUGGGUGAAGGAACUACAGAGACAGGCGAGCCCAAAUAUCGUAAUCGCCUUGUCUGGAAAUAAGGCCGACCUUUCCAGUAAAAGAGCCGUAGAAUUCCAGGAAGCGCAAGCGUAUGCCGAGGACAACAGCCUGCUCUUCAUGGAGACGUCCGCUAAAACCGCCAUGAAUGUCAAUGAAAUCUUUAUGGCCAUAGCCAAGAAACUGCCGAAGAACGAGCCACAAAGUGCACAAGGCGCCCCCGGAAGAAACAGAGGGGUGGACCUCCAAGAAAGUAGCCCCCCCGCUAGGAGCCAGUGCUGCAGCAACUGAGUUACGUGCGCAUCCAUUUCCACCACCGUGUCCUUCCUCCAUGGUUCAUCACCUGGUGGUGAACAGAGAGGAACCAAAACAUAGAAAAUUACAA